AUGCAGGCUCUGAAGAAUGUCGCCAUCCGUUUACUCAACAUCUACGUUGGACCGUAUGUUGAGAACUUGGAUACAAAUGCGUUGAACGGAUCCUUAUGGUCAGGUCAAGUCAACCUGAAGAAUUUGCAUCUGAAGAAAUCGCUCUUGGAACGUUUUGGUCUUCCUGUAGAGAUCGUAGCCGGAGAUAUCGGAUCCUUGUCGCUAUCUAUACCUUGGAAUGCUCUGAAGAGUCAGCCGGUGAAGGUGGUCAUAGAUGACGUGUAUAUCCUAGCGAGAGCGAGACCGGAAGGGAAAGUGGACCCAGAAGAAGACGAAAGAGUGGAACAAGCUACAAAGCAGGACAAGCUAAAAUCAGCUGAGGCAGUAGAUAAUGCUGCUAGUCAGGUUGGACAUCAGGAAGGGAAUGAUGAAACGAAACAAACAUAUAUCGGUGCAAUCGUUUCAAAGAUAGUGGACAACGUGCAAAUACAGGUCAAAAGCAUCCAUGUCAGAUAUGAGGAUGGAACAAGUACUCCCGAGCACCCAUUUGCUGCUGGUAUCACCCUUGACGAGUUCAAAGCUGUUUCUACUGAUGAAAACUGGGUAGAAGCCUUUAUCCAGAACAGCUUGAAUGGUGUACACAAACUCGUCAAACUUGGGGCAUUGGCAGUAUACUUCGAUACUGACACAGGAAGUUUAGAUAAAGGGUUGGAUGAUAGGCAGGGAACAAUCGAUGCUCUCAAGGCUAUGCUCGACGGAUCACCAAAUCAUCAAUACAUCCUCAAGCCUGUUACUGGAGAAGCAAGAGCGAUUAUCAAUAAAACCAUGUCAAACGAAAUGCCUAAAGUAGAUGCCCAAGUCAUGUUUGACGAGAUUGGUGUUGUCAUCGACAGAGAUCAAUAUAGAGAUGCGCUUUCAGUGAUUGACGUCUUCCACUUUUAUCGUCGAACACACCAAUAUCACAAGUUCCGACCACCUGAAGAUGAAUUCAAGGACAAUCCCGCCAAAGCCAGGUUGAAGUUUGCUCUCAAUGCCAUCAAAUCAGAAGUACACGAGAAGAACAGAAGGUGGUCUUGGGAUUAUUUGAGAGAGAGAAGAGAUAUACGGAAGAGAUAUGUAGAUCUGUAUGUGGAUAAGCUGGCUCUGACUGAGGGAAAGCAGUUACCGGUUGAAGAUGGUACGGCUCUUGCUGAGAUCGAGACAAAAUCCUCUUAUGAAGAUAUCCGUUUCUUCCGAUCAGUCGCGCGAGCUAAGGCGAAGAAAGAUGCGGCUACGAGAAGAAAGCUUGAGGUAGAGAAGUUAAAGAAUCAGCCGCAAAAGCAGACCUGGUCCCAAUGGGUGUGGGGUUCAUCUGCCAAAUCAGACGGAGCUGAGAAUGAAAUGUCGGAAGAAGAGAAGAAGGAAAUCGACGAUAUUAUCGACUAUGAUGCGACUGCCGCUGCCGAAAGCGUUGGCAGUACUCCUCGAGAUUACAUGAAAGCCCGAUUGUCCGCCAAGCUCAACAAGGGAUCUUUCUCUCUUCGAACGGAACCUCACGGAAAAAAUAACGAUAUCAUCGCUCUUGUCUUUGAUUCCUUUUCCGCAGAUGCGAUUCAACUCACAGAUUCUAUGAAAGGCAAGAUAGCCCUUGGUGGAUUCAGGGUCUACGAUGGUACGACGGCUGAUUCACUAUAUCCUCAAAUUGUACGAGUGAAGGACAUUGAAGAGAACCAGACGGGAAAGACAAGCCAAGAGAGUCUGGAAGUCGCAGGCGGAGUGGAUGGAGCGGUCGCCGACAUUGAUGCGGGUCUGUCGCAAGACGCAGACCCUUUCUUUGUCAUGGAAGUAGAACAGAAUCCGCUGGAUGGUCGUGCGGACAACGCGGUCACCAUCAAAAUGCGUCAUUUGGAAAUUAUUUAUCAUAAAGGAUAUGUAGAGGCGGUUGUUCAGUUUUUCAAACCACCAGAAAGUCAGCUAGAAUCAAUUGGAGCUCUUUUGGAUGCGGCAGGACAGACAUUAGACGGCAUCAGGAAAGAGACUCGAGCGGGUUUGGAAUAUGCACUUGAACAACACAAAACGGUUGAUAUCCAACUGGACAUGAAUGCUCCUAUCAUAAUUAUACCCAUGGAUGUGAAAGUCAAGAAAUGUCAAACAUUGGUGCUGGAUGCUGGUCACAUUUCGGUUGUAAGCAAACUUGCUGACAAGGAUAAAUUGAAGGAAGUGCAAAGCAAGCGAGGCAGGCAGUACAGUGAUGACGAUUACAAGCAACUCGAAGACUUGAUGUAUGACCAAUUUGAUCUACAUCUCGAAUCGGCUCAGCUUUUGAUGGGCCCUGACGUGGAUGCUUGUAUGGGUGCUCUUGAGGAUCAUGAGACUGGUCCCGCUGAACUCCAUGUUCUCGAGCGCAUCAACAUGUCAUUUGCCGUACAAAACGCCAUUGUCAAUGCUCCCACAUUGACCCGGUUCAAAAUAGCUGGACACUUACCGGAUCUGCACGUGAAUUUUUCUGAUCGGAAAUACAAAACAUUGAUGAGAUUUAUCGAUGUUGCUAUUCCCAAGUUUGGCGAAGAUUCCCCCGCUCAAGAUCCCGCACCCAAAAUCACUCACACCGAUUCACGUGCUGUUUUCCGUCAAGCUCAGAUAGAGGAAUACAACUUCGACGAUUCUCGAUCGAUAAUAUCCAAUCAUACUGCUGCAGAAAGGGAUGACAGCAGUUCUGUUGGAGGGAAAGCAGAACAGUUCUACGAGGCACGAGAUGACCAGACUGACAGCCAAAAGAACGCUAUGCGUCAGAUCACUUUCGAGUUCACCUUCUCCGUUGGUAAACUUCAGGCAUCUCUUUACAAGUCAAGUUCGGCAACGUCAGAAAAGGCAUUCGCUGAUGCGGUACUGGAAGAUUUCGGGUUAACGUUUGCUCUCAGAAAGUACGAUAUGUCUGUGGACCUUUUCUUACGGUCUGUUGCUUUUGCGAUGGUGGAACAAGGAGGCAUUACAAAACGACCAAUUCUUUCCUCCGCUAAUGAUGGCAGUGGCUCCCCUUCGGAUCUCAAGCUUCUCCAAGUCAAAUACCUCAAGGUUCAGAAGGAAUCGCCAGAAUUUAUGACAAAACAUGAAGGAGUUGACACUAGCAUCGACACGGAACUUUCGACCUUCAAAGUUACUCUCGCUCCCGAGCCCAUCUUGUCAUUGUAUGACUUCAUCAUGACUACCUUUGUACCACAAGAAGACCAGCAAGCCCAAUCUCACACCGAGGGUGAAGAAUCGGGUCAAUCGACGAAGCCAACAGAAGAGGAGCAGUCGACUGACAAGUUGCGAAUCAGAGUAAAGCUCACUAGUGCGCAAGUCUCACUCGAGAAUAACGGCAACCGAUUUGCUCUGCUUGGCCUUCCAUCCGCGGACGUGGCUCUCUUACUUAGAGCAGGGACCUUAAGGAUCGGCGCAAGGCUCGGUAACAUCACCCUUGAGGAUCUUUCAGACAUCUCUGUGGCGGAUCCUUCAUUCAAAAAGCUGCUAUCAAUAGAAGGAGAGGAGUUAGCGGACUUUAGCUAUGAGACGUUCGAUCCCAACGACAAGGAGACUUUCCCGGGGUACAACUCGUCUGUGCAUCUUCGAACAGGCUCGCUGAAAUUCACGUUCAUGGAAGGACCUGUCCGAGAUCUUUACGCCUGGGCAUUGAAAUUCGCACGCAUGAAAGCGAUAUACGAUACUGCUCAACAAGCAGCCGUGCAGCGAGCAUCCGAAGUCACCAGGAUGCAUUUCGAUGUAGUUAUCAAAACUCCUAUCAUCAUCCUACCGCGCGAUGGUCUCGUAUCUACCGAUGCGCUCAUCCUUCGUCUUGGUGAAGUCGUUGCGAAGAACGAAUAUCUCAAUGAUCCAGACGAUACUGCUACCAUCGAUGCCAGUCUUCGAGGUAUCAGUAUGGCUUCUGAGAUCACAGUUGGAGACAGGAAGGGUACUCUACAAAUGGUUGAAGACGUCGCCAUCACAGCGGAGAUCAAGCAGGCUGGAGGCUCUAGUCACCGAUCAGAUCCUCAUCACGCGGAUACGGAGAUAUCUACCGUGAUGUCGGACGUUAAAAUGUCCCUCACCCAGCGUCAAUAUGUCUUGCUUCUGGCCAUCCUUGAGUCCCUUCCUCGCGCUCUCAAUGACAUCGGUGAUGCAGAUUUCUCUCCUGACUCGAUUCCCGCCACACCGGCUACGAUCUCUCGAGUGGAAAGUCCGAUAACAGAGACCCCACCUGAUGAGCCCAGCGUCAACCUUGAGCCUGAGCUAGCAGUGGUUAAAUCUGACCAUCACGGUGACGUGCAGCUUUGGACGGCUUUGGAUGUUCAUUUCUCUGUCGGAUCUAUCGCGCUGGAAGUCUACACCAAUGACGCAAUCGUACAAGAUGAUUUGAAGGAUAAUAGUAUUGCUCGGUUUGCUUUGGUCAAGACUCAGCUCGGUGUUAAAAAGCUAUCGGAUGGAGCUAUGGAAGCCGAAUUUUCACUGAAAACACUCUCUUUCUCUAGUACAAGGACUGGAAACAGCAUGUUCAGAGACAUUAUCCCCCCUGCAAGUCAUGAAGGUAAUCAGAUAAUGCUCCAAUACACCAUGGCUGGCGGGUCAGACCAAUCAUCACUGGCUAUACUGACGAUCGAUAGCCCACGCUUCAUCUUAGCCGUUGAUCCUUUGGCUGCUUUGCUGGAGUUCGCUGUAGCACCCUUCAAUAAGCCAGCUUCUGCCGAAGCUCAGAAAGUUGAAGAAGAACGACUCGAAGAAAUCGAAGAAGCUCCCAAAAAAGAAGGCGGAUUGUCGUUCCGAGUCGAGAUUAUCGAUGCCACUGUCAUUGUCAUUGCCGACGAUACUAAUCCGAAGACUCAAGCUAUCCAGUUGUCUAUCAAGGAAGUCUUACUUUCCCAACAAAGCAUCCUUGCCUUGAAGAUCGAGAGAAUUGGAAUGUCCUUUGGACGCAUGGAUAGGCCUAACGAUAGGGUGAAAUUCUUGGACGAUCUCAACGUCUCGUUAUCGCUUGAUACGCGACGCAGGGGUGCUCAGCAGAUGACGAGCUUCGAGGUCGAUAUACCGGAUGCUAUAAUAUUCAGAGCGUCUUAUACGGACAUGAUGUUGAUCGUGGAUAUCGUCAACAAAGCAACCGCUGUUGCCACCAAGGCUCUUGCACCAGAAGGUCAACAAGAAGGAACACUGCCUGAAACUAGACGGGACAGCUUAACUGUGGACACUGCAACUGAGACCACUUCUAUGGCAGUCAUUCCCUCUAAGCAUUCCAGGAAAGCCUCUGUUGGACGAAGAUCUUCGACGAGUCGACGACGAUCAUCCGUAGAAAAAGCUCAUGUGCUAGUAUCCAAAGAACAGCUCAAGGCACGGAUCAAUGGGUUCCAAUUCGUUUUGAUUGGAGACUUACAAGAAAUGCCUAUGGUGCAUCUUUCUUCAAAUGAAUUCCAGGUAAUGAUCAAUGAUUGGUCCGGAGACAUGAAAAUGGCUACAUCCAUCACAACCUCCAUUCGAUACUUCAACUUGACCAACUCGUACUUUGAGCCAUUAAUGGACCCUUGGAAGUUCGACUUACGCGUCAAUCGACUAUCGGCUGGUCCAGGACACAGUCCGCUCAACAUUCGGCUAUCGGCUAGCGAGCGGCUAGAGGUGAAUCUCAGCUCAGCUUUCAUCGAAUUGGCCAUUACAGCCAUGACGGUCUGGAGCCGAGAGCAAGAGAGAGCGAAAGAAGGUCGGGGUUCGGAUGCUCCUUUCAGAGUCAGGAACCGUACAGGAUUAACUGUCCUACUCUGGCCUGAACAGGCUGAUCUCAGUAAACAAGUUACUGGAGUCAAGCGUCUCGAUGAUGGAGCAGAUGUACCUUGGCGAUUCGAAGACAGGAGACAAACUCGAGAUAAUGUGUCCGCUGUCCGUCAUAAUACUCUUGGAAUCCAACUGCAAGAUACCCCAUGGGAAGCCUUACGAGGUAUCUCAGUGGAUCGUGAAGGUGACCACAUCCUCACGCUUCGACCACGAUUGGACAGGGUAUCGCACCAGAUCACUUGCGAGAUCAAGCUUGAAAACAACAUCAAAGUCAUCACUUUCCGGUCAACGCUGAAUGUCGAGAAUCAAACCAGCUUGCCGAUCGAGAUGAUCGUGGUAGAUUCUCACGGCAAAGCUUCGUCGGGAGCGAUGAAGAUCUCUCCAGGAGAAUCAUGCCCUCUUCCCCUCGAAGCAGCCUUCGAGAAAAGAUUUAGGCUAAGACCACUGAAGGGAUUCGGUUUCGACUACAGCUGGUCAAUGCCCCUUCACUGGAAACAGCUUGUCACUAAGCCCAUCCGACCCAUCAGCUGCAAACAUCAAACUCCAAAAGAACCGGCCUUCUACUUCCAAGCUCAGGCAAACUUUAAUGCAAAGGAUCCAGCCGCCAAGAUAUAUCCACGAAUGAGUCUCACUUUGCGAGCACCUGUGGAACUGGAAAAUCUCCUGCCAUACGACAUGAAGUUCCGAAUACAUGAUAAGAACACAGGACUCAGCUCGAGCAACUUCCUCGUAAAAGGCGGAUCCAGCCCGAUUCAUACAGUCGAAUUGGGACAUCUCCUCCUGCUCAGUGUAGCGCCGGAGGAUACCAACUUGAAGCAAAGCGAUUACGCCAUCAUCAACACGGAUGAUGUGGAGUUACCAAUUGAAGACCACUUCCAGCUUGCUGAUGAACAAGGCUUGAAGCUAAUGUUGAAGCUUCAUUACUUUACUUAUCCCAACUCUGGCGGAGCCUUUAAGGUACAGGUGUACAGUCCAUUCAUUUUCAUGAAUAAAACGGGUUUGCCGUUCGACCUUGCAGCUCGAUCAUGGACGGGUGGCCAAAAACCAAUAGCUGGGCGCGAUCUUUUCGCUAACGAUUAUCAUCGGGAAGUUCCUACUCCAUUCAUGUUCGGCUUCCCAAAUGAGGACCGUCGAAAUAGAUUACAAUUGAGGGUAGAUGAUAGCAAGUGGUCACAACCCAUCUCCUUCGAGCCGGUAUCUGCCGAUAUGCAGAUUGUCAUGACUAGCGCUUCUGGAGAGAGUGAAAACUAUGUUGGACUGUCGUAUGUUGAGGGCAUAGGAAAAUAUAAAUUGACCAAAAUAAUUACAAUCGCUCCACGAUUCAUGGUCAAGAACACCUUUACUUAUCCCCUUAAAAUUAGGCAACACAGUACUCAGAAUGUUAUUGAGAUCGGACCCGGUCAACGUGUGCCAAUUCAUGAGUUGCAACACCAAGCCCCAUCUCAACUCAGUAUGGCCUUUGACGAACCCAAUCUGAAAUGGUCUGCCCCAUUCAAUAUGGCCGAUAUCGGUCGAACGAACAUCACAUUAAAGAGACAAACCACACGCGGCUCAAAAACAUAUCUCCUCCGCGUUGAUACACAUCUCGAAGGCUCUAGUGUAUUCAUCUACGUCUCGCGAGAUACAGAUCACUGGCCACUACGAUUGAGGAAUGAUACUGGAGUGCCACUCAAGUUCCAACAGUUUGACGAUGACGGAACAAGAGAUAGUCGACCCAUACGCAAUCUUCCACCUAAAGCGGAACAAGAUUACGCUUGGGACUGGCCGACUGCUAGCAAUAAGCGAAUCAGAUUGCUGGUCGACGAUGGACCAAAUAACGAACCUAUACCCUUAGCUAACACGGUUGACAUGAUGGCUAUCGGUAUUCAACCACCCAUCAAAGUACCCCGGACGGCCAGCGUCCCAAGGUCAAGUGCCUUAUCGAUAGAUGUUCAAGCUGACGGCGGCUCACAACUCCUCAUCCUUUCGCCAUACAACGAGGAGACAAGUGUAUAUAAACCUACCAAACGCGCUCCUGGAGGAAUGAGGCGUACAGAUAGUACCGAUACUCUCUCUUCUGCCACAGCGUCUUAUGAAACUGUAUCAGUAAGCGAGAAAGCUUCGUUGAACGUAUCGGUCGAGCUUGAAGGUAUCGGUAUAUCAGUCAUUACCAAACGACCAGACGAAUUGCUCUACGUCUCGGUACGAGGACUCAAACUGGGUUACUCGGACUAUCCGCAAUACUAUGAUGCUUUUAUCGAUUGCAAGUGGAUUCAAAUUGAUAACCAACUGUUUGGAGGUUUGUUCCCUAUCAUUCUAUAUCCUACUGUAGUCCCGAAAGAUGGUAAAGAAUUAGAAUCUCACCCUACUCUUCAAGCAUCGGUCGCUGUACUCAAAGAUCAAUCCCAUGGCGUUGUUUUCAUAAAAUACGCAACAAUUCUGCUACAGUCGAUGACCGUGGAGCUAGACGAGGAUUUCAUGUUUGCUUUACUUGACUUUGUCAAAUUCAAAGAUGCUGCUUGGAAGGAGGAUACCCACGACAUCCUCAUCGAGCACCCCAAGGAUAUUCCCGAACCCGAUAUCGCUUCUGCUCAAGCCGAUGUCUUUUUUGAAGCGCUGCAACUACAGCCUGUCUCUCUGGAGUUAUCGUUCAUGAGGACUGACAGAGUCAAUGUGGAUGAAAAGGUCUCGACACGAAAUCCCUUCUACUACGCACUCAACGCUCUUACCAUGACACUCGGUAACGUCAAUGCUGCACCGUUGAAUUUCCGAGCGCUGUUCUUGGAAAAUGUUCGACUCAGUAUUCCAUCUUUACAAGAACGUGUUCAAUUGCAUUAUCAAGAACAGUUCAUCUCUCAAAUCUACCGAGUACUUGGAUCUGCGGAUUUCCUUGGUAAUCCCGUUGGAUUGUUCAAUAACAUCAGUUCCGGAUUCUCUGAUAUCUUCUACGAACCAUAUCAAGGUAUCGUCAUGCACGGUAAUAAAGACAUUGGCCUCGGUAUAGCUCGAGGCGCUACGAGUUUCGCGAAGAAGACCGUUUUUGGUAUUUCAGAUAGUAUGACCAAGUUCACUGGCAGUAUUGGAAAAGGUCUUUCUGCCGCUACGUUAGACUCUGACUUCCAGAAUAAACGACGAAUGACGCGAAGAAGAAAUAAGCCCAAACAUGCUUUGUAUGGUGUGGCUGCCGGAGCAAGUGCUUUCGCCGAUAGUGUGACCAGUGCUUUUGAAGGUGUUGCAUCAAAACCCAUUGAAGGUGCAGAAAAGGAAGGAGCGCUUGGUUUCACCAAAGGCAUUGGAAAAGGUGUUGUCGGCUUGUUCACAAAACCCGUUGUCGGUGUGAUGGAUUUCGUGUCUUCAUCUACUGAAGGUAUAAGGAACACUACGACUGUAUUUGAUCAAUCGGAUCUGGACAGAGUACGAUUACCUAGAUUCAUCUCUGCAGAUGGUGUGUUAAGGCCAUUCUCUGCCCGAGAGGCAUUGGGCCAGUCAUGGCUUAAAGAUCUUGAUGCUGGAGCAUUCUUCAACGAUUCUUAUGUCGCUCACAUCGAUCUUCCAGGAGAUGAUGCAGUAUCAAUCUUAUCAAAUAAUCGGAUUGUACAAGUCCAGCUUCGAAGACUCAAAGUGAUCUGGCAAGUACCAUUUGAAGAGUUAGCUAGUUUAUCUUUGGAGGCGAAUGGAAUCAAUUUGGUUAAUAGAGAUGGAAGAGGUGGUCCAUUCCUACCUGUCUCAGAACAAACGGCAAGAGAAUGGUAUUUCAAACAGAUUGGAAGGGUCGUGGUAGCUUACAACAAAUCACAUAGUCAAAGAGAUGAUUGA
Molecule: messenger RNA, 9546 nt
Organism: Kwoniella shivajii
Lineage: Eukaryota; Fungi; Basidiomycota; Tremellomycetes; Tremellales; Cryptococcaceae
Exons: 37
Coding region: 1-9546 (3181 amino acids)
Biological process (GO): mitochondrion organization; late endosome to vacuole transport; protein targeting to vacuole
Cellular component (GO): extrinsic component of membrane
Source: RefSeq, a predicted model, not a curated record